This is a messenger RNA of Cornus florida, 1402 nucleotides long. RefSeq names its product probable serine/threonine-protein kinase PBL10. The record is from RefSeq and is a predicted model, not a curated record. The transcript has 7 exons. Gene Ontology annotation, molecular function: protein kinase activity; ATP binding. The coding region runs from base 207 to 1229 and encodes 340 amino acids. Gene Ontology annotation, biological process: protein phosphorylation. Lineage: Eukaryota; Viridiplantae; Streptophyta; Magnoliopsida; Cornales; Cornaceae.
CUCCUUCACUUUCUCUCUCUGAAACUUUGGAGAUGCAGUGAGUAACAAUUAACCACCAAAGUCAUACAUAUAUUCUCUCUCUCUCUCUCUCUCUCUCUUCAAAAAUUAAGCUUAGUCGUUCUCUGGAAAAUCAAAUUUUCAGGGAGGACUCAACUUAUCGAGCAGGCGAAAGAGAAAAAGGGCGCGAGGGCAGUUUGAGUACUUUGAUGGGUUCUUCUAUGAGUUCUAAAAGCAAAGAGGAUGAGAUUUUACAGUCGACCCCUGAUUUGAAGAGCUUUGGCUUUAGUGAACUCAAAAAAGUCACCAGAAACUUCCGUCCAGACGGUGGUUCAGCUGGUCUUGUCUUAAGAGGGUGGAUUGAUGAGAAUACAUUUAAAGCUGCCAAACCAGGGACUGGCAUGGUUGUUGCUGUGGAGACACUAAACCAGUCACGCGACUUUCACGGUAGUCACCAGGAAUGGCUGGCAGAAAUAAAUUAUUUGGGGCAGCUGUCUCAUCCCAAUCUUGUGAAACUCCUUGGUUAUUGUUUAGAGGAUGAACAUCGGCAUCUGGUAUUUGAUGAGUCCAUGCUGUGGGGUAAUUUGAAAAAUCAUCUAUUUUCAAGGGGUUCUUAUGUUGAACCACUUUCUUGGAACCUUCGUAUGAAGGUUGCUCUUGGCGCUGCAAAGGGACUUGCAUAUCUUCACAGCCCAGAAGCAAAAGUCAUAUAUCGCAUUUUCCAAUCCUCUAAUAUCCUGCUUAAUUCUGACUUCAAUGUAAAGCUUUCUAUUUCAGAGUCGACCAAGGUUAAUGAUGAAUUUCAUAUCAUUGGUUAUAUACCUCCUGAUCUGUCCAUAUGUAAUGGUAAGGAAGUGGCAUAUGCACCUCCUGAGCUUGUAAUCACAGGCUGGUCAACUACUAAAAGUGACAUAUUUGGUUUUGGGAUUGUUCUCCUGGAGAUUUUGACUGGUCAAGAAGCAUUUGGGUAUUGCAAAUUUGUUGAAUUGGUAAAGGCUUACAUGGCCAGCAAAGGCAAAACUGUGGGUCUAAUUGAUCCUAGCAUCCAAGGCCAGUACUCGGUAGGUGCAGCACUAAGAGCAGCUACAAUUGCUAUGCAUUGCCUCCAACCAAAUUCCAAGUUGAGGCCAAACAUAAAUCAGGUGGUGAAUGCUUUGGAGAAGCUUCAGGAGCCUCACACAACAUCAUCAUUAAUCCACCAGGUAGGAGAUGGAGUGACAAUAGAAAGGUGACUAGCAUCUCUCUUACUAAAUAUUAGUUGUUGGAACUUGUAUUGACGACUGAAGUCGUGCCAUGUACUUGUCAGUAGCGAUUGUAACUAACAUGUCUCUUAAUAUAUUUAUUAUACAAUUAUGUCCUUGACAGUGGAUUCAAUUCCAUUUAUUCCAGCCAAGGGGUUGACUCG